UUUGAGUGUUCUCUGUGACUCGAGGGUGUAAGGCACUGUAAGCAGACUACCCGACGGACGUGGAACUACUUUUGUGUGCAGCAGUUGUCCGCCCAUCUCGCUGAGCAAUUUUCUCAACAGCUGCUGGGCGAGCUGCUGCAAUCGCAUGCAUGUGUGAACGAGGUUCAGCUGACACUUGAAGGCCCCGAUGAGACGGGCAUUAUGCAGGCACUGCUCUUUCUUGCUAAGAACCAAGUCCUCAAUUCAUUUUGCUCGCUUGUAUGCCUCAGACUCUGUGCAAGGGCUCGAUCAAGCCAUCAUCGCGCGUGCUCGAAGGCUUGCCGAUCAAUACAAUCAGCUCUCCAAGGAAGCUGCUACUGAUACUGAUUUUACACCUGAGACUGCACAGCGCCAGAAACGUCUCAGUGAGCUCGAGCAAGUCAAUGCUGCUUGGACUGCAUGGCGUGCUUCACAAGAUAAUUUGAAGGAGCUGCAAGGAUUAAUGCAGUCGACUGAUGAUGCAGAAAUGAAAGCUCUUGCUGCAGAAGAUCUUGAGAUCACUCGACAAGAGCUUCAAUCUUGCUCUGAUGAAUUGGAAAAGAGUAUCAUGCCGAAACAUCCGCAAGCACACUUGCCUGCACUUCUUGAGAUUCGUGCUGGUGUUGGCGGCGAUGAAGCGAAUCUAUUUGCUGGAGAUUUACUACGGAUGUAUGAAAAGUAUGCUGCUAGUAAGCGGUGGACGAUUCAGCUCUACAGCAUCUCGAGAACAGAGAUUGGCGAUGGCAUCACAGAGGCUGUUCUAAGUAUUAGUGCAGGCAAGCGCCAAGGUGAGGUCUUUGGCAGACUUCAAGGCGAAGCAGGAGUCCAUCGUGUUCAACGAACUCCUGCAACAGAGACAAAGGGCCGGACACAUACAUCGACAGUCAGUGUGCAUGUCUUGCCAGAGGUGGAUGAUGAUGCUGAGCAGGCCUUCAAAUUGGACAUGUCGGAAGUCAAGCUUGAGGUGAUGCGAUCGCGUGGGGCAGGUGGACAGCACGUCAACCGGACAGAGUCAGCAGUGCGCUUGACUCAUAUCCCAACAGGCCUCUCAAUUUCCAUGCAAGACUCGCGCUCACAACACGCAAAUAAACGAGCAGCCAUUACAAUAUUGACGUCCAAGCUGGCUGCGCUGCGACAAGAUGAGGCAGAUGCAGUGCAAGUUGGAUUACGCAGACAGCAAGUCUCGAGCAGUGACCGCAGCGAGAAGAUUCGAACGUACAACUUUGCGCAGAAUCGGGUCACGGAUCAUCGAUGUGGAUACAGUAGUCAUGACCUGGAAGGUGUCCUGGCUGGUGGUGAAGCCUUGGAUGGUAUGCUUGAUGAAGCUGGCAAGUGGAUAGCCAAGCAGGCAUUGCAGGCUUCGGAAGAAACUUGAAGUAGGAUAUUAUGUCAAUCGAAAGAAUACGUUGCCAG
Molecule: messenger RNA, 1431 nt
Organism: Protomyces lactucae-debilis
Lineage: Eukaryota; Fungi; Ascomycota; Taphrinomycetes; Taphrinales; Protomycetaceae
Product: putative peptide chain release factor 1, mitochondrial
Exons: 1
Coding region: 188-1393 (401 amino acids)
Biological process (GO): translational termination
Molecular function (GO): translation release factor activity
Source: RefSeq, a predicted model, not a curated record